Messenger RNA from Cercopithifilaria johnstoni, 339 nucleotides. NCBI's taxonomy places the organism in Eukaryota, Metazoa, Nematoda, Chromadorea, Rhabditida, Onchocercidae. The record is from the annotation of a GenBank genome assembly.
AUGGCAAUGCUCACGAAAUAUACCAAUGCUCACGAAAUAUACCAAUGCUCACGAAAUAUACCAAUGCUCACGAAAUAUACCAAUGCUCACGAAAUACACCAAUGCUCACGAAAUAUACCAAUGCUCACGAAAUACACCAAUGCUCACGAAAUAUAUCAAUGCUCACGAAAUAUACCAAUGCUCACGAAAUAUACCAAUGCUCACGAAAUAUACCAAUGCUCACGAAAUAUACCAAUGCUCACGAAAUAUACCAAUGCUCACGAAAUAUACCAAUGCUCACGAAAUACACCAAUGCUCACGAAAUAUAAUAAUGCUUAUAGAAUAUGGUACUGCUUAUGA